ACAGAAAAAAUGUCUAAAGUGUUGCUUUGUGUAGCUAUUGUUGUGGCUUUAGCCAUUAUUAUUCAGGAUUUUGAAACCGUACAUGCGGUUCCUGCUGCUAGAGCUGGAUUUUUCAAAGACGUUGCAAGCACAGCUAGCAAGACUGUCAGUAAAAAACCGUCGAAAGGAGAGAAGAGUGAGGAGUCGUCUUGGGUAGGAUACCUUACAGAUGAUUUCCAUGUUGAAGAGGAUGGAGAUGAGGAUCAUGAGGAGGAUGAUGAGGAUGAGGAAGAACCCGAAGAUGAGGACUAAACCAAUAACUAGACUACUAGUGUAUUAUCCACAAUUAAAAAAAAAAACACAUAAUGCUUCAAUGUGUUUUAACAGCACUUUUGGGAAAAUGGUAAUUUUUCACAUCACAAAUUACGAUAUUUUAAAUAAAACUUUUAUUUAAAAUGUUAACAUUUUAUUUCAUUCCCUACAGAUCGGAAACACUCUUAAUUGUUAUUAAAUUGCUGCUAAUCUUUGUCACUAAAUUUCUUAAACUACCUUAUGUAAUUUGGAAAAUAAAUUGAUUUCUUUUACUUUGUA
Molecule: messenger RNA, 570 nt
Organism: Phlebotomus papatasi
Lineage: Eukaryota; Metazoa; Arthropoda; Insecta; Diptera; Psychodidae
Product: parathymosin-like
Exons: 6
Coding region: 10-291 (93 amino acids)
Source: RefSeq, a predicted model, not a curated record